AAAUUGUCUCGCGGUCCUUGUUCAAAAUAACAAAACUGACUCGCCGACCAACGUCUCUCGUUCUACAACGUUUGUAGCUGUGUAAUAAUCCGAAAAAAAGAGACAAAGGGCAGGCUCGGAAGCGGUUUAGUUUCCACGAUGGCAGAAGGAGGAGAUGUUGAAUGGGAGCUAAGCAAAGAAAACAUCCAGCCACUGCGGCGGGGCCGUGCCAUAUCAGCUUUACAGGAGGCGCUCAGUCAACAACAGGACGGAGUCAUCUCUGCUAUCAACCAGCAGAGACAGGCCUUUGAGUCUGAACUGCGAAUGUAUGACGGAGAUGAUCCACUUGACGUUUGGGAUCGGUAUAUUAAGUGGACAGAGCAAACCUUCCCCCAGGGUGGGAAAGAGAGCAACCUCAACACACUGUUGGAGCGAGUCGUGACCAAAUUCACAGAGGAAAAGAAAUAUCACAAUGACCCUCGCUAUGUUGAACUCUGGAUCAAAUUUGCAGAGAGCUGCCCGGAGCCCUUGGACCUUUUUAGGUACAUGCAAGCACAGGGAAUAGGAUUGACACAGGCAUCCUUCUACAUCGCGUGGUCUGAGGAACAUGAGAAUCAGGGCAACUCCCGGAAAGCAGACCUGGUCUACCAGGAGGGAUUCAAGAAGUGUGCCCAGCCGCAUGAUAAGCUCCAGCAGUUUCAUAAGGCUUUGCAGGCACGUGUGUCCCGACAGGUGAUGAUGAACGUGGAGGAGGACGACAGUGAUGAUGAGCCUAAACAACCUGAGAGAGUUUCUCUAGCCGACCUCAAACACAGAGGGAAGAAAAAGGCCAUCGCCCCAGUUAACCGAACUGGGCCUGCAAUCAGAAAUAUUUCAAGAGGCCUGCAGUCGCACGGCGCCCCUGUUCUCCGCAAUGCGUCCAACAGUCAGCUGGUGAUCUUUGAUGAGAACAAGUCUCAAAAUGCUGGCCCUUCUGAGCCUAAGCUGGAGUCAUGGAUGGCCCCUCCCACUUCCAGGGCAAAAGAGAACGAGCAGGGGCCUGAAAGAUGGUGUGAUGUCAAGAUGCCUCAGAAGUCCAAAUUCGGACAUACUGUUAUGCCCCCACCGCCUCCCAAACCCACCUUCCAACCAUUUGUUGAGGAGUCAGACCAGCCUCCAACAAUGACUCCAUGUAAGAUCAACCCGGCAGUGAACACAGUUUUAUCAUCACGUAAGCCCCGCAAAGAGGAAACUCCACUAAAGAGACUCCAGGAGCACCAUCAGCAACAGAAGGAAGCAGAAUCAGGAAAACCACAGGAGCAGAGCAUGUACUGUAAAGAGCUGCUGCUCAGCGGUGCCACCGAGUUCUGCUUUGAGGAGCUGCGUGCUGAACGCUACUUCAAAAAGAUGGCACAGGAAUCUCAGGAGGUCAAAAGUCAUCCGGCUAGUGCCAGUGCCUCAAACUGAUGCAUCUAAGAAGACUAACUGACUUUUAAAAAAAAUGAUUUUUACCUUCAUUUAAACACGAUUUUAUCUGCAAGUAUCAUGUCGUAACUGUUAUGUAUGGUUUGUUAUCUUGCCGUAGUUUUGUUUAAAGAGAUCCAGUUACUCACAAAGGUGAAAAGACAAAAAGGUUGAAGUUUUUUAGAAACCGUCUAAACUGGAGACAGUAUUUCACUCAUGUUGAAUCAUUAAAAUAUGGUGGGCGGAUUAAAUAUACGCAAUUGAAUCCUGUACAAAAUACCACAAUUUCACAAUAGCAUGGAAUAAAUGUCUACACAGUUUCAACAAACAAUAUAAACAACAUGAGUUUCACAGUAGUAUUUGAAGUGCUACUGUAUUGUGUGAAUGUAUGUGUCCACUCCUUGUUAAUACUAAAACACAUUUGUCUACCACUGCUCAAGUCUCCUGCAGAAAUACUUCUCACACUUGUUCCUAAUUUUUUACAUUUUUCUUAACAUCGUUCUUUAGAACAUUUUCUAAUGUGCGUCUUGCUCAGUAUUUCUUGAGCAGAUACUUCAGUACAAUUCCAACACAGACUAAAGUGGGCUUCAGUGAGGUGAUUCAUUUGGGAUUUAUGUCCCAGACUGACUAAAAUGUCCCUUCUAGGCUAUGUCUCAUUGAUGUCCAAUAAACUUGUGAAAUGUCUGGCUGGA
Molecule: messenger RNA, 2114 nt
Organism: Larimichthys crocea (large yellow croaker)
Lineage: Eukaryota; Metazoa; Chordata; Actinopteri; Sciaenidae
Gene: bub1bb
Product: BUB1 mitotic checkpoint serine/threonine kinase Bb
Exons: 9
Coding region: 139-1425 (428 amino acids)
Biological process (GO): meiotic sister chromatid cohesion, centromeric; mitotic spindle assembly checkpoint signaling
Cellular component (GO): nucleus
Molecular function (GO): protein kinase activity
Source: RefSeq, a predicted model, not a curated record